Molecule: messenger RNA, 1476 nt
Organism: Amoebophrya sp. A25
Lineage: Eukaryota; Dinophyceae; Syndiniales; Amoebophryaceae
Source: the annotation of a GenBank genome assembly
AUCGGUGUUUUGGUUCAUUUUCUCGCUAAAAUCUCAUAUCUCUUCGUUUUGAAAAAUAUCUUGCUGGCUGUUGUUGAAGAACCAGAUGAUUUAGAAGAGGUCGUAGUUGUACAACAAAAACUACAAGAGCCAAUAAUUCUACUUACAUGAGCGCGGCGCAUUACAAGAACUAAAAAUACUCAGCAAAAAUGUAGUGGAGCAAGGACAACAACAUACUUCUUUUGCCGAAACCACCGCUCAUGAGUAGAGUGUCUCAGAACCAAAAGUCAAGACGAAAAGUAUGAAGAAACUCCUGCACCAUCCUCUCAGUUCUUCUGAUCAUCGCACCUACUGAGCAAGCACAUAAACGACCAUGGCCGUGCUUGGGUAUAAUCGAGUUUCAUACGAGCCACCUGUGCCGCAGGUCUUUGGGAACGAUGGAGGGGACAUCGAAUUGCCAAAGGUACAAGAAUCGUUCCACCCUCUGCAGGUUCCACACUUCUGGAAAUCCUAAUCCUCUACUCACAACGAUUCUAGCUGCCCAGACUUCUGGAGCCCUGGCCGCUGCGUCGCACGCCAGAAAUCUCUUAAUCUUAAUCUUAACAUCGCUGUGAAUCUCAAUCCAGUACUUUUUUUACCAACAUACACCACGUCAAUGUACAUUUUUUUUGAUUCAACAGUUCGCAUCCGAGCCGUCCUCCUCAUCAUCGCAACUGCCGAGUUCUAGGAUGAAAUUGAAAGACAGGCUAGCGCUUUACGAAGAAGACGACCCAGCCACACAAAAAUGGAUAUGUUGCCUAGGAGCACUCUGUCCACCAUUUUUAUGGACUGUGGGGGCGAUAAUGUACUGACUUAGGCUCUUUCGAUGAUUAAUCAGAUUAAAUGUAUAAAUAAAUAUAUAUUUAAGCACAGUAACUGUAACAGCGACGCCUGCGUACUAGAUGAAACAGAAAAAGCCAGCAUGGUUCAUGAGUCGAUAGAGAAGUUGCGUUGCUCACAAACAUCUUCGUCAGGUAUUUCUGGACCCCCCGAACCAAAACGUUGACUCGCGAAGCCGGUUACAAAAACCUCCUCUUGGCAAUUCUGUCUGCUGCAAUAUUGUUCCUAUUGUGGGCAUUGCAUUAUGUUCUCUCGGGAGCCGAUGCUCAUAUUUCGUAUGACGCAGUACCGAUGAAUGGAAGUCCGAUAAAACCGAUGGCUUCUCCACCUGCUUCAGUAGAAAAGGCGCCUGCUGGGCCAACAGCGGAAGAAGUUCCAUGACCACGAUGAGAUGGGCAGUUGAGGAUGGCGAUGUUAGACAAGUCACACUCACACACACUCUCCUGGUACUUCACCUCUAUCCAGGUUCUGGAUUUCUUUCUACCUUCCCAACUCCCGGCCUUCAUUACGCACUCGACCCAGGAUUAGAUAACCCAAUCUCAAGACGCAAACUUCAAACGCUAAGUACUUGUACAACCACUCUUCUACUUCGAAGAAAUCAUUACAAGAACAAGCUCC